GUGGCGGAGAAGCAUGGCGGGCGCGCGGAACGCGGGGAGCGAGGCGGCGGCGGGAGCGCGGUCGGGGAAGCGGCCUCCGGAGCCAGAGCCGGAGGAGCCCUCUCUCCUUGCCCCUGCUCCCAGCCUUGGGGAUGGCAGCGAUUCUGGCCUCUCCGACAGUGACAGCGAGGAGAGUGUGUUCUCAGGCCUGGAAGAUUCCGGCAGUGACAGCAGUGAGGACUCCGCUGAGGGAGAGGAUGGGCCCAGCAGUGGUGAGGGCCACGGCGUGGCAGAGAAGACCACUGGGCAGCAGGUGCAGACUGCUGGGACCCCUUCCCCAAAGACGGAGGCGGCAAGAGCACAGAGCGACGAUGAGUACAUGCAGGACAGUUCUGACGAGGAGGAUGUGCGGAACACGGUGGGCAAUGUGCCCCUGGAGUGGUAUGAUGACUUCCCCCAUGUGGGCUACGACCUGGAUGGCAGGCGCAUCUAUAAGCCCGUGCGCACCCGGGAUGAGCUGGACCAGUUCCUGGACAGAAUGGACGACCCCGAAUACUGGCGCACAGUGCAGGACCGGAUGACGGGGCAUGACAUUCGGCUGACUGACGAGCAGGUGGCCUUGGUGCAGCGGCUGCAGAGGGGCCAGUUUGGGGACGUGAGCUUUGACCCAUAUGAGCCAGCUGUGGACUUCUUCAGCGGGGAUCUCAUGAUCCACCCGGUGACCAACCGCCCGGCCGACAAGCGCAGCUUCAUCCCAUCCCUGGUGGAGAAGGAGAAGGUGUCUCGGAUGGUGCACGCCAUCAAGAUGGGCUGGCUCCAGCCUCGCCGGCCCCGGGACCCCACCCCCAGCUUCUACGACCUGUGGGCGCAGGAGGACCCCAACGCUGUGCUGGGACGUCACAGGAUGCACGUGCCGGCUCCCAAGCUGGCCCUGCCUGGUCACUCCGAGUCCUACAACCCACCCCCUGAGUACCUGCUGAGCGAGGAGGAGCGCCUGGCAUGGGAGCAGCAGGAGCCCGGUGAGAGGAAGCUUAACUUCCUGCCACGCAGAUUCCCAAGCCUGCGGGCGGUGCCUGCCUACAGCCGCUUCAUCCAGGAGCGCUUUGAGCGCUGCCUGGACCUCUACCUGUGCCCACGGCAGCGCAAGAUGCGGGUGAAUGUGGACCCUGAAGACCUCAUCCCCAAACUGCCUCGGCCACGGGACCUGCAGCCUUUCCCCACUUGCCAGGCCCUGGUCUACAGGGGCCACGGCGACCUCGUCCGCUGCCUUAGCAUCUCCCCAGGGGGCCAGUGGCUGGCUUCAGGCUCAGACGAUGGCUCCGUGCGGCUCUGGGAGGUGGCCACUGCCCGCUGCAUGAAGACUGUGCCCGUGGGGGGCGUGGUGAAGAGUGUUGCCUGGAACCCCCACCCCACCAUGUGCCUGGUGGCUGUGGCCGUGGAGGACACAGUGCUGCUGCUGAACCCGGCCCUGGGGGACCGACUGGCAGUGGGCAGCACGGACCAGCUGCUGGACGCCUUCACCCCACCGGAGGAGCCUAGCCUACAGCCUGCCCGCUGGUUGGAAGCCUCAGAGGAGGAGCGCCAGGCCGGACUGCGGCUGCGCAUCUACCAUGACAAGCCAGUGACGCAGGUGACCUGGCAUGGGCGCGGGGACUACAUGGCCGUUGUGCUGGCCACCCAGGGCCACAGUCAGGUGCUGAUCCACCAGCUGAGCCGGCGCCGCAGCCAGAGCCCCUUCCGCCGCAGCCACGGGCAGGUGCAGUGCGUGGCCUUCCACCCUGCCCGGCCCUUCCUGUUCGUGGCCUCCCAGCGCAGCGUGCGUCUGUACCACCUGCUGCGCCAGGAGCUCACCAAGAAGCUGCUGCCCAACUGCAAGUGGGUGUCCAGCCUGGCUGUGCACCCUGCAGGUGACAACCUCAUCUGUGGCAGCUACGACAGUAAGCUGGUGUGGUUCGACCUGGACCUUUCCACCAAGCCCUACAGAGUGCUGAGGCACCACAAGAAGGCACUGCGGGCUGUGGCCUUCCACCCCCGCUACCCACUCUUCGCAUCUGGCUCGGAUGACGGCAGUGUCAUCGUCUGCCACGGGAUGGUGUACAACGAUCUGCUGCAGAACCCGCUGCUGGUGCCCGUGAAGGUGCUGAGGGGACACACGCUGACCCGCGACUUGGGCGUCCUGGAUGUCGCCUUCCACCCCACCCAGCCGUGGGUCUUCUCCUCGGGGGCCGACGGCACCGUCCGCCUCUUCACCUAGGCCCUGGGCCUGCUCUGGGACCGGGAGCAUGCACAGGACCCUCAAUAGAGGUCUUUUUUCCCAGA
Hipposideros armiger (great roundleaf bat) is the source of this 2298-nucleotide messenger RNA. It is a transcript of the gene BOP1, whose product is annotated as BOP1 ribosomal biogenesis factor. Gene Ontology annotation, cellular component: preribosome, large subunit precursor; PeBoW complex. Lineage: Eukaryota; Metazoa; Chordata; Mammalia; Chiroptera; Hipposideridae. Gene Ontology annotation, molecular function: ribonucleoprotein complex binding; protein binding. The transcript has 16 exons. Gene Ontology annotation, biological process: ribosome biogenesis; maturation of LSU-rRNA from tricistronic rRNA transcript (SSU-rRNA, 5.8S rRNA, LSU-rRNA). Bases 14 to 2233 code for a protein of 739 amino acids. The record is from RefSeq and is a predicted model, not a curated record.